This is a messenger RNA of Sparassis crispa, 1365 nucleotides long. RefSeq lists its product as hypothetical. The transcript is spliced from 5 exons. Gene Ontology annotation, biological process: regulation of transcription by RNA polymerase II. Bases 1 to 1365 code for a protein of 454 amino acids. Gene Ontology annotation, cellular component: histone deacetylase complex; chromatin. The record is from RefSeq and is a predicted model, not a curated record. Gene Ontology annotation, molecular function: chromatin DNA binding; histone H3K9 demethylase activity; transcription coregulator activity. Lineage: Eukaryota; Fungi; Basidiomycota; Agaricomycetes; Polyporales; Sparassidaceae.
AUGGAGGAGGUCUUGAAGCAAUAUCCGAAACCAGUUGGGCUUGAGAAGAUUCAAUUUGAUCAUGUCCCUAUUUUUUCCGUCGUGGGCCUACAGUUGUCGAUGUUCCAGGAACCAUGGAGCCACGGUGUACCCGUUGUGGUCACACACAUCGAUUCUGUUUUUCAGGGCAACUGGGGUCCUGCCUAUUUUAUAGAGAGCUAUGGAUCUAGACCAGUUGUGGUUCAGGAUUGCGAGACGGAAACAACGCGGAAUACUACAGUCAAAGACUUCUUUAUGAAUUUCGGGAUUUCUGAUAGAAGGUCCUCCAUCCUGAAGCUUAAGGACUGGCCUCCCCAAAAAGCAUUCAGUACUGAAUUCCCUGAGCUGUUCAAAGCUUUCAUAGAUGCUGUGCCAUGCCCUGAUCUGGCACGUUUAGACGGUGUCCUCAACUUGGCUGCUCACUUCCCUCUGAAUGGACUUGCUCCUGACCUAGGGCCCAAAAUGUACAAUGCUUUCGCGUCCCCUCAAGACAAUGAGCAUCAUGGCUCCACGAAGUUGCACAUGGAUGUGACCGAUGCGGUCAAUAUCAUGCUGUGGGCGGCAAGUAAUCACGAUGGAAAAGCAGGUUCUGCACUUUGGCAUAUCUUCCCAGCUAGUUCAGUGGCAGUCCUUCGUAACUUCCUUCGUGAGCAUGGAUUUACUGCAUUGGGAGAUCCAAUACACUCUCAAAGCAUGUAUCUCACACCGGGAUUGCUCGAUCUUCUUGCAACGUAUGGGGUCCGACCGUAUGUGAUACACCAACAUCCGGGGCAAGCCGUCUUCAUACCUGCAGGUUGCCCUCAUCAGGUCAGCAACGAGGUGGAUGCCAUCAAAAUUGCAUGCGAUUUCCUCUCGAUAAAUAAUGUCAGGGAAACUCAGGAAGUAGUAUCCCAACUCCGCUACCAGCGCCUGCAGAGUGGUUUUGGGGAUGAUGUUCUCCAGUUCUUCACAACACUCUGGUAUACCUGGAAGUCACUUUCUCAUAUGUCUGAACUAGUUGCAGUCCCGGACAUUUUCAUUGUCGGAGGUGAUACUCACUCGGAACCCCCGGCUACUAGCGAAGACAUUCUUGCGGAGGAGCAAGAGAACGCCCUCAGUUUCGACACCCUUGCCAUUACAUCGCCGGGUACUCGACAGAUUCAUGAGAUUUGUUCGCCAACUGCAUCACACCUCACGCAGGGUAGGGAUACCUUGUCUCAUCUCGAGGAGAAGAAGAAGAGACGAAAGGAGAAGAAGCAUGCAAAAGCCCACUCGCAACGUCCCCAAAAGCCUGGAUUUGACUUUACCUGUCCGAUUCCUCAUUGUGCUGGUUAUUACCAUAGAGCCGGCCUCCUUGACCAUUUGUGA